UCUGGCGUGGCAACUGGUACUUCCCGACAAAUAAUGGAGAGUAGACAGUGGUUUAUUCUCUACACAGGGCAAUCCUAGAGGAUUCUGAAAAAGCAAAUAAAGCAGCCAGUGAGAAAUUAGAGAUGUGAAUGAGGUGGGGUCUGGGGAAAGCGGGAGGAGAAUGUUUGAAGUAUAUUUAAAAGGGAAAGAAAGACAGGACAGGGUGGCAGAGCAGGGACAUGAGGACAGUAGGUAGGGUCCUGGGAGGCCAUUUAGUUUUAUGUUUUUAUUGCACGAAUGAGUGAAAACAGGCCUGAGAGGUAAGGUGACUUUUCCAGGCCACACAAGACUUGUUCCAUAGCAAUUAAGCUAGGGGACGGUGAACAGAAUGGAAGCUGGUGACAAGGAGAGAAGCUGGAAGCCAGAGAGGGGAGUCAGAGCGAGAGGGGAAAUGAGAAUCUGAGUAGGCAGGGAGCAGACUGUCUUUGUUGCAGACGGUAACUGAAAGGGAGCGUUUGUCUGUUGGUAGAAGGAAGUCAGAGUAAAGAGCGGGGAGAGGUUUGUUUAGGACAGAAAUCAAAGACUGAUUUUUCUGAAAGACAUAACAUCUGAAGUGAAAUGCUGUUUCUGCAACUUCUUUUGCUAGAGGUUGUCCUCGCCGGUGGUGACAAUGAGGACGCCUUCCAGGAGCCGAACUCCUUCCACGUCAUCCUGAUCUCAUCCUUUCAUAACCGUUCCUGGGUACGAUAUCUGGGCUCAGGUUGGUUGGGUGAGCUUCAGAUCCUUGGCUGGGAGAGCAAGUCUGGUGCCAUCACUUUCCUGUGGCCUUGGUCCAAGGGCAACUUCAACAUGGAGCAGUGGAUGGAACUGGAAGAGUUAUUUCAUAUAAACUCCAUCACAUUAUUUCAUAAAUUUCAGAUCUAUGUCAGUCAGUGGCAACUUGAAUACCCCUUUGAGGUGCAGCUGGUGGGAGGCUGUGAGAUGCACUCUGGGAAAAACUUGGUCAGCUUCCUAAACGUUGCUUAUCAAGGAUCGGACAUUAUGAGCUUCCAGAAAACCUCAUGGCUGCCAUCUCCAGAGGGGGGAAGCAGAGCUCAGCAAGUCGCCAGACUCUUCAACCAGUACUAUUCCACCAAUGAAGGCAUCCGCAAGCUCCUCAGCGCCGUCUGCCCACAGUUCCUCUCGGGUCUCCUUGAUGCAGGGAAGGCAGAUCUCCAGCGACAAGUAAGGCCAGAGGCGUGGCUGUCCUCUGGCCCCAGUGCUGGUCCCGGCCGCCUGAAGCUGGUUUGUCACGCCGCUGGUUUCUACCCAAAGCCUAUUUCGGUGAUGUGGCUGCGGGGUGAGCAGGAGCAACAGGGCGCUCAGCGAGGUGACGUUCUGCCCAAUGCCGACGGGACGUGGUAUCUGCAGGUGUCCUUGGAUGUGGGCGCCACCGAGGCAUCCGGCCUGUCCUGCCGGGUGAGACACGGCAGUCUAGGCGGCCAGGACAUCAUCCUCCACUGGGGACACCGGACCUCCCCGGGCUUGAUCUUCCUGGCGGUGGUUGCACCCCUGGUGCUUCUGGGAGGCUUGGCGUUUUGGCUUAGGAGGCGCUGGACCCAGGACCGGCGUCCUCACACCGAUUUCCCAUUGGAACAGUCUUCCAGCAGCCCAGCCACCUGGCUCAGGACUCAUCUCCAGACAGCUCGGCAAUGACGUCCUCUCAACUCUCCUUGUGCGAUGUCGUUGUUGUUGAUUUCUGCUUAAUGAUCAGUUGUCAAUAUUAGCUAAAUGCCAUUUUGCAGUAUAUUGUUGUUCUGACCUGGGUUAGGACUUUAAGACUCAAAAUGUAACUCUGCAUGGAACGAGGUCCUAGCAACCUCCACCCGUUCAAACACUUGUGAGCAUCAGGCUGUUUCCUGUGCCACUUCCUCCAGAGGGCCUUCCCUGAUUGCUGAGGGGAGGCAGCCUCUGAACUCCUACCACUUUACCAGUCCCUUGCUGAAUCCACUCCCUCCUCGCUUCCUACCCUUUGUGGCAGCUCAGUAGGUCCCUUUCCCCCUUUUAAUUGUUAAGCUUUUUGAAAACAAAGCCCUUGUCUUUUUAGUGUUUGUAUCUUUGGCAAGGUGUCUUACCUGUCAGUGGUGUGUUUUCAGUGAGGAUCUGUGUUGAAUUUGUGCCAGAUGUAUAGUCUUUUAAAAUUCUUUUCCUUCCUGAUGUAUUGGUAGCAGUCGAGACAUCUGAUUCUCUUCUCCUGAAGCCUUCUCACUUGGCCCAGAGACUUCAUACUUUCCCAGUUCCUUAGUGACUUCUCUGAGCCCCUGAAGAAAAACACAGUUUUGCCUCUGACCACUCUUAUGAUUGAACUAUUGGGACUUAGUAGAUGCAACGACUGUUCCAAGUGUUCCGACAAAAAGGGGAGGGCAGGGUGUGUCUUCUUGCCAUCCAGGGUGGCUGAGGGACAAGCAGAAGUCAUCAUUUCUUGUCGGUUAGAAAUGGAGCAUCUUGAACUUCACCUUGGACUUGCUGAAUCAUAAUUUGCAUUUUAGCAAAAACAGUAGGAGACUCACAGGUGAGUUAAACUUGAGAAGUGCUAAAAUAGGUGAUACUUGAGAGGUAGUGGUGCCAGUGUGCCCCUGAAGAGAAAGGGAGGGGGUCAAGGAGAGAGAUCAGGUGUGUGUUGGGCCUUAGGGUGGGGACAGGGAGAGGACCUGCAGUACAUUCUCCCUGUUCACAGUUUAAGUCACUGUGAGCACUGAGUUAGCGAAAAAUGAGCUGCUGCUCCUUGUAGGUGUGCAGGGUCAGAUUCCUGUGAGCCUCUGGUCACAUUUUAAUCCAAUGAUGAAUCUGUAGCCUUGCUUUGUGGGUGUUUCUGCCCAAAGUCACCUUAUUUAGUAUGUACACUUCCUAAUAAC
Molecule: messenger RNA, 2873 nt
Organism: Manis pentadactyla (Chinese pangolin)
Lineage: Eukaryota; Metazoa; Chordata; Mammalia; Pholidota; Manidae
Product: T-cell surface glycoprotein CD1a
Exons: 6
Coding region: 598-1674 (358 amino acids)
Biological process (GO): antigen processing and presentation, exogenous lipid antigen via MHC class Ib; positive regulation of T cell mediated cytotoxicity; antigen processing and presentation, endogenous lipid antigen via MHC class Ib
Cellular component (GO): external side of plasma membrane
Molecular function (GO): exogenous lipid antigen binding; endogenous lipid antigen binding; lipopeptide binding
Source: RefSeq, a predicted model, not a curated record